GCCGAGUGGUCACAGUGGGCGCCGCCUCGAGGACGCCAUCAGGCAUUAGCUCGCAGAGAUGUCCGAAGAAAUUGACGGGCCCGAUAAAAUUAAUUCCGCCCCUGGGGAAGGUGGAAAUGCUGACGUGGACAAUGAUGGAGGGUCGGGGCCACCUAUGUCUAUGCGAGGAGGACGAGGGGGUUUCAGGGGCCGAGGAAGAGGUUUUGGUCCAAUGGGACCCAUGGGUCCAAUGGGACCAAUGGGGCCAAUGGGGCCAAGAGGACCAGGGGGUCCUGGAGGGCCAGGAGGGCCAGGACCCGGAGGUCCAAGAUUUAGGGGUCGAGGUGGACCAGGAUUUCGUCCUCCACCUCCAGGAUUCAGAGGCCCACCUCCAUUUGGGCCACGGGGACCAAGGUUUGGCCCCCGAGGUCCCCCCCCACCCUUUGACCCUAACUGGGGACCAAUGCCUCCCCCACCACCAGGCAUGGGAGGACCUAUGGGACCACCAGGCAUGGCCUGCCUCGAGGCGGCCGUUGAGCUCAGCGAGGGAAACGUCACAGGCCUUCAUAAUCCUCUGAUGAUGAUGAUGAUGACUCUGUUUGGUAAUCCUGGUCUUCAGGAUGUUCAGCAGACUCAGGGGAGUCAACCCAAGACAACUCAGUCUCAGCCCCCAAUGGGACCAAUGGGACCGAUGGGCCCAAUGGGUCACCCUGGGCCAUGGGGGCCUAUGGGUCCACCUGGACCAGGUGGACCACCUAACCAACAACCCAACCAGAAUCAACAGAAUUCUUUAGGAGGCAUGGACUUGAGUGGUGAGAUCUGGGUGGAGACAAAGACAGGGGAAGGAAAGUCUUACUAUUACAAUGCUCGCACUAGAGAAACAACCUGGACCAAACCUGAAGGAGAUGGUGUCAAGAUCCUAACACAGCAAGAGGUUGAAGCCAUGGCUCAGGCUGCAGGAGUAACACCUCCAAGUCAAGGAGGUGGAGCUGGUGGAGGAGGUGGAGGACCCCCAACCUCCAGUGGUAGUGGUGGCAACACUGGCAGCAAUAACCAGGGCCCAGGAGGGGGAAGUGGCAGCGGUCCCCCCAACCAAGAGAAUGGUGACAAAGACGAUGGUGAUGAUGAAGGGUCUGGUUGGCAAGGACCCCAAGGGCAAUGGGGACCACCUGGAGUGGGUAUGGGUCCUCCACCUGGUGGACCUCCAUUUGGAAUGCCCCCUGGUGGUCCUUUUCCUGGAGGGCCAGGGGGACCUCCUCCAUAUGGUGUUCCACCUGGGCCACCUGGUUUUGGACCUGGGCCUGGACCUGGAUGGAAUGGUUAUCCUGGACAUGGAAUGCCUCCUGGGCCUCCUAUGGGUCCUCCAGGCUGGGGAAUGCCUCCUCCAGGGAUGGGAAAUAUGUCCCAGGGUGCUCUUAUGGGAGAUCAGCAACAACAGCAACAACAGCAACAACAACAGCAACAACAGCAGCAGCAGCAGCAGCAACAACAGCAGCAACAGCAGCAGCAGCAGCAGCAGCAGCCCCCUCAACAGCAACAACAACCCCCACAGCAACAACAGCAACAACCACCACAGCAACAGCAGCAACAACCACCUCAACAGCAGCAGCAGCAGCAGCCACCGGGAGCCCAGCAGCAGCAGCAUGAAGCAGAACCAAUGUCAGGACCAGAUGGAAGCAGCAACACUCCUGGGAUGAGCAGCAGUAAUGGUGGUGUGAGUGACAGUACAGUGAGCACAGUGACCAGUGCUGUAGUGGUGGCAAGCAGCAGCACAGUGGUGACACAAGGAGCACCUUCAUCUUCAAUUGAUGACUCUAAUUUAGACCCAGAGUUGGUAGCUCAAGCUGCCUUUUGGACAGAGCACAAAGCUCCUAAUGGGAAAAAUUAUUAUUAUAAUUCAAAGACUCAAGAAAGUGUCUGGGACAAGCCUCAAGCUAUGAAGGAUUUAGAAGCUGCAAGAUUAGCAUUAGCUCAAGGCAUCAGUCUGUCAGUAAACAGUGGACCAGGAGCUCCUGGCACUGAGGCUGAAAACUCCCAAGAGGGCAGCACCACCAAAGUAAAUGGGGACGAUUCUGCCUCAUCUGAUGACAAGCAACCUUCAAUGGAGGUUGACAAUGAUGAUUCAAAGGAUGGUGAAAUGGAGGAGCAGAAGGCUCAACAGGAUCUCAGUCGUCCUGUCUCAUCACAGCCGGUCUCCGGCACCCCUUGGUGUGUUGUGUGGACUGGUGAUGGAAGAGUCUUCUUCUACAACCCAACAACAAAAACAUCAGUGUGGGAGAAACCUGCAGAUUUAGUGGAACGUGCAGAUGUUGAGAAAAUGGUCACCACGCCCCCAGCUGAAGUUGUUGGUUUGAAGAACAAAGCUGAGGAACCCUCCAAGGAUGAACCUCUCUCCAAAAAGCCAAGGACUGAGGCAACUAUGACAAUGACAAGUCCAGCCUCAACAGUUCUGAGUCAUGUUAAGGAGGAGGUCAAGAGGAUUGACAUAGGAAAGGAAGCUGCUAUAGAGGCUGAGGUAAAGGCAGCCCGAGAGCGUGCUAUUGUUCCACUGGAGAUUCGCAUGAAGCAGUUCCGGGACCUCCUAGCAGAGAAAGGGGUUUCUGCAUUCAGUUCUUGGGAAAAGGAGCUGUCCAAGAUAGUGUUUGAUUCUCGCUAUCUUUUGCUCACAUCCCGUGAGAGAAAGCAGGUGUUCGAGAAAUAUGUGAAGGAGCGUGCUGAGGAGGAACGUCGUGAGAAGAGAAACAAGCUGAAGGAGCGCAAGGAGGAGUUCCGGAAGCUGCUGGAAGAAGCUGGACUGAACGGCAAAUCAUCUUUCAGCGACUUUGCGGCCAAGUACAGCAAGGACGACCGUUUCCGCAACAUUGAGAAAAUGCGAGAGAGGGAGAGCCUGUUUGACGAGUUCCUGUUGGAGGUGCGCCGCAGAGAGAAAGAAGAAAAGGCUGCCAAGCGUGAACAGAUUAAGAAGGACUUCUUUACCAUGCUGAAAGAAGCCGACAUUGAUCGCUAUAGUCGGUGGUCAGAUGUGAAGCGCAAGGUAGAUGGUGAUCCCAGGUACAAAUUGGUGGAGUCUGGCGUUCAGCGUGAAGACUGGUUCAGGGAUUAUAUGAUCAAGAUCAAAGAAGAGCGACGGCGCUCUCGAGACAGAUCCAGAACCCGAGACCGAGACCGAGAAAGGGAGAGGGAUAGAGAAAGGGAACGUGAUAGGGAACGAACAGAUCGGGACAGAGAUCGCAUGGAAAGGGAGAGAGAGAGGGAGCGUGGAGACAAAGAAAGAGAGAGAAGAAGCAGAGAGUCCCGGGACCGCAGCAAGGAAAGGGAGAGGGCUGACCGGAAGGAAAAAAAGAAAGAAAAGAAGGAAAAAGAAAGGGAGAAAGAAAAGGAGAAAGAAAGAGACCGUGAGGAGAAAAAAGAGAAGGAAAAAGAAAAGGAUAAGGAAAGAGAAGAGUUUGAAACUAUCCCAGAAGAAGGAGAAGAUAUAGAGGAAAACCAUAAGAGUGAGGUUAGGGGAGUCAAAUUGUCCAGCAUGGGUGAAGACACAGGCAGUGAUGGUCCAGAUGAGGAGCGUGAAGAUGGAGAAGCAAAUGAAGCAGCUGAGGAGGAAGAACGGGAAAGACAGAGGAGGAUUGAAGAGUCUUUGAGGAAGAGAGAAGAGGAGGUUCAGAGGGCAUUAGCUGGGCAUCUACGUGACCGUGACAAGGAGCGCAUGCAACACAAGCAUGAUGAAGCUGUGCACAAUUUUAAUGCUUUAUUAGCAGACUUGGUUCGCAGCACUGAUUACACUUGGAAAGAAGCUAAGAAGUCUUUAAAGAAAGACUCAAGGUGGGAGUCAGCUGGGGCCUUAGAACGUGAAGAGAAAGAGAAGUUAUUUAAUAGCCAUGUAGAAAAUCUUACCAAGAGGAAGCGAGAGAAAUUUAGAGAGCUGUUAGAAGAAUUGCCUGACCUGCACUUGGAUUCAAAUUGGAAAGAUCUGAAAAAGGAAUUAAAAGAUGAUCCACGCUACACCAAAUUCUCGUCAUCAGACAAGAAAUGUGAAAGGGAGUUCAGGGAAUACCUGAAGGACAAGUUGGUAGCUGCAAAAGCUGACUUCAGGGAACUCCUAAAAGAAACUAAAAGUAUCACUCAUCGCUCUUUGAAGCUGUGCAGUGAGGGAGAGCAACACAUGCGUGAUAUUGUGGAGGUGUUACGCAAAGAUCGACGUUAUCUUGUACUAGAAUGUCAGCCUGAUGAAAGGUCAAAAAUUUUAAUGGCUUAUAUGGAGGAGCUGGAGAAAAGGGGACCACCUCCCCCUCCUACAGCAUCAGAACCAACUAGACGUAAAUAGUUGCUGAAUGGACGGGAAUUGUCACUGUGCAGCCAUGUUGGGAAUAUCUACAGUUUUUUAAAGUUACAAUAGGUAAAUACUAAGUUGAAUAUUAGUCAAACUUUGUUGUUUCAAUACAUGUUACAGUAGUGAAUGUCUAUUUUUUAUUAUUUUUUUUAAUGAAAUGUAUGUUGACAUGUAACCAUUUAGUUUUGAUUACUGUAGAGUAUACAUUUUGGCAGAUAGGCAAAAUAUCACUUGUCUUAUAUAAAAUAGUUCUUGGUAAGAGAAAAAUAUCAAUAUUUUGAAGAAAAUCAUUUUGAAAAUGGUGUACAACAAAUUAUGGUGAAUAUUUUCAGAUAUUUUGAUUAUAUGUAAUUUGUGAAAAAUAACAUGUAUGCAUUAGUCAGUCAUUUUGACAAAUUGCUGAAUGUAAAUUUUACAUAAAUGUAGCCUGUUGGUUCUCAAAUUUGAGAAUAGUCUAAUAUUAAAAUAAACAUACAAGACACAA
Portunus trituberculatus (swimming crab) is the source of this 4790-nucleotide messenger RNA. Its product is annotated as transcription elongation regulator 1-like. The record is from RefSeq and is a predicted model, not a curated record. Gene Ontology annotation, molecular function: transcription coregulator activity; RNA polymerase binding. NCBI's taxonomy places the organism in Eukaryota, Metazoa, Arthropoda, Malacostraca, Decapoda, Portunidae. The transcript has 20 exons. Gene Ontology annotation, cellular component: nucleus. The coding region runs from base 59 to 4300 and encodes 1413 amino acids.